GAGUGCCGGGCGCUCGGGGAAGCCGGCGCGUUUCGGAGGCGGCGGCGGCCGAGGCCGGCGAGCGCUCCCGGCGGCACCGGGGCCGCCCUCGGUUCCCUGCACGCACCGCGCUGUGCCCCGCCUCCGCUCCGGUGACCUUCCCGGGGCGUCUUCCCCGGCCCCGCGCCCCCGGCCCCGCGCCCCAGGCCGGGGCGAGGCCCUCUCCAGCGCUUCCUUACCGCGGAGCCGCGGGCGGGCGGCGCAGGCCCGGGGGGAGGGGUCGCCGAGGCCGGCUGCAGCGCCCCCCCGCCUCCGCGCUCUGUGCUCGGCCGGGCCGGACCGUCGCUGCCCCGCCGCCGCGCGGGAGCCCGGGAGCCCGAAGCUGGGGGCGCGGCCGCGCUCGCCCAGCCGGGCUGGGAGCGGGCAGGCCCUGCCCUGAAGGGGCGAAGCGGCGGGGAGCGCGGGAGGUGGAUCUGGCCCCGGCGGCCGCCCGGCGUCUCUCACAGCGCCCCCUCCCCGGGCUCAGACCGAGGCGAACCCAGGCCCCUGCCCAUGCGGGGCGCCCCGGGCUCCGUAGAGUCCCCGGGGCAGGGAGCAGCUCCAGGCAGCAGCGCCGGAGGGAGAGGAAGACGGGACUGUGCUCAGCUCCGGCGGCCCGGACCUUCCCCGUCGCGUUUGGAGGCGGGGGCCGCCCCGAAGUCUGCGCUUGUCACCGCCGCUCGGACUAGGGCAGCGCCUGCUGGGACCCCGACCCGGAACCCCUGCGCCUCGUAGGUGGCAGCGCCGCGGCGCGACCCAGCUCCUCCGCGGUCUCCCUCUGCCUGGCGGCAGUCACGGCCAAGAAAGUAUUAUGAGGGAGGCCGAGGACUCCACGCUCCGGGCAGAGAAACGGCGCUGGGAUUAGGGGUUGCCACUUCCGAGAGGAUGCUGGGAAUCUGCAGAGGGAGACGGAAAUUCCUGGCUGCCUCGUUGACUCUGCUCUGCAUCCCAGCCAUCACCUGGCUUUACCUGUUUGCUGGGAGCUUUGAAGAUGGGAAGCCGGUGUCUCUGUCUCCGCUGGAGUCCCAGCCUCACAGCCCCCGGUACACGGCGUCCAGCCAGCGGGAGCGCGAGAGCCUGGAGGUGCGCGUGCGCGAGGUGGAGGAGGAGAACCGCGCGCUCCGCCGGCAGCUCAGCCUGGCCCAGGGCCACGGCCCGGCCCACCGGCGCGGCAACCACUCGAAGACCUACUCCAUGGAGGAAGGCACCGGCGAUAGCGAGAACCUUCGGGCCGGCAUCGUGGCAGGCAACAGCUCCGAGUGUGGGCAGCAGCCGGUCGUGGAGAAGUGCGAGACAAUCCACGUUGCCAUUGUCUGUGCCGGAUACAACGCCAGCCGGGAUGUUGUCACCUUGGUGAAGUCUGUCCUGUUUCACAGGCGGAACCCCCUGCAUUUCCACGUCAUCGCCGACUCCAUCGCCGAGCAGAUCCUGGCGACGCUCUUCCAGACCUGGAUGGUGCCUGCCGUGCGAGUAGACUUCUACAACGCGGAUGAGCUCAAGUCUGAAGUUUCCUGGAUCCCCAACAAACAUUACUCUGGGAUUUACGGUCUGAUGAAGCUUGUCCUCACCAAGACUCUUCCCGCCAACCUGGAGAGGGUCAUCGUCCUUGACACGGACAUCACCUUUGCCACCGAUAUUGCAGAGCUCUGGGCUGUGUUCCACAAGUUCAAAGGUCAACAGGUCCUGGGCCUGGUAGAGAACCAGAGUGAUUGGUACCUCGGAAACCUGUGGAAAAAUCACCGCCCUUGGCCUGCCCUUGGAAGGGGCUACAACACAGGGGUGAUCCUGCUGCUUCUGGAUAAACUGCGGAAGAUGAAGUGGGAGCAGAUGUGGAGGCUGACCGCAGAGAGGGAGUUGAUGGGCAUGCUGUCCACAUCCUUAGCUGAUCAGGAUAUUUUCAACGCUGUCAUCAAACAAAACCCCUUCCUCGUGUAUCAGCUCCCCUGCUUCUGGAACGUGCAGCUGUCAGACCACACCCGCUCUGAGCAGUGCUACAGAGACGUGUCUGAUCUAAAGGUCAUUCACUGGAACUCCCCCAAGAAGCUGCGGGUGAAGAACAAGCACGUGGAGUUUUUCCGCAACCUCUACCUGACCUUCCUGGAGUACGACGGGAAUCUCCUGCGACGGGAGCUGUUCGGCUGCCCCAGCGAGGCUGACGUCAACAGUGAAAACCUCCAGAAGCAGCUCUCUGAGCUGGAUGAGGACGACCUGUGUUAUGAGUUCCGGCGAGAGCGUUUCACCGUCCACCGAACCCACCUGUACUUCCUACACUACGAGUAUGAGCCCACUUCCGACAACACGGACGUCACCCUGGUUGCUCAGCUCUCCAUGGACAGGCUCCAGAUGCUCGAGGCCAUCUGCAAGCACUGGGAGGGGCCCAUCAGCCUGGCCCUCUACCUGUCCGACGCUGAGGCCCAGCAGUUCCUCCGCUACGCACAGGGCUCUGAGGUGCUCAUGGGCCGCCACAACGUGGCCUACCACAUCGUGUACAAGGAGGGCCAGUUCUACCCCGUGAACCUGCUGCGCAACGUGGCCAUGAAGCACGUGGGCACGCCCUACAUGUUCCUGUCCGACAUCGACUUCCUGCCCAUGUACGGACUCUAUGAGUACCUCAGGAAGUCUGUCAUCCAGCUCGACCUUGCCAACACCAAGAAGGUGAUGAUCGUCCCUGCGUUCGAGACGCUGCGCUACCGGCUCUCCUUCCCCAAGUCGAAGGCAGAGUUGCUGUCAAUGCUGGACAUGGGGACCCUCUUCACGUUCAGGUACCAUGUCUGGACUAAAGGCCACGCACCCACAAACUUUGCCAAGUGGCGGACCGCCACCACGCCUUACCGGGUUGAGUGGGAGGCCGAUUUCGAGCCGUAUGUUGUCGUGAGACGGGACUGCCCUGAGUACGACCGGAGGUUUGUGGGCUUUGGCUGGAACAAGGUGGCUCACAUCAUGGAACUGGAUGCCCAGGAGUAUGAAUUCAUCGUGCUGCCCAACGCGUACAUGAUCCACAUGCCUCACGCCCCUAGCUUCGACAUCACCAAGUUCCGGUCCAACAAGCAAUAUCGCAUCUGUCUCAAAACCCUGAAGGAAGAGUUUCAGCAGGACAUGUCCCGCCGCUACGGCUUUGCCGCCCUCAAAUAUCUCACGGCCGAACAACAGCUAGCACCAAGAAGCCCGUCACAAGGGAGAGACGUUCUACAAGGGGGAGAGCCACUUGCUGUUUGGGGCCCAGCCUUCAAACUCAAAUUGAGCACCGCUUUUUUUGGUUUGUUUUUAUUUGUCUCUUUGGCCCAACAAAGCUGCCCUCACUAUGGAGAUCUGGGACAAGGAUCCGGCCAGUCCCUCUCUGGCCCAUGACCCAUCACUCCCAGAGCGUGGAAAAACAGCCCACCUACGUGGUCUCUCCAAGAAUGGGACACAGAGGGUGAGAGGGAGCAAGGGGGUUAUCCUACCGCAAAGGCACACCACAGGCAGGUCUUCAGGAUAUUCUCAUUGCUUUUUUUUUUUAAAAAAAAAAAAGAGAGAAGGCAGGGUGUAGGGGUUAGCCGUCCAAGGAAAUAAAAGCAAAAAUGUCUCUUCAUCAGAGAAGACUUUCUUCUUCACCCUGCAGUUCAACUGGGUAUCCAAAAGGAGGGCACACCAGUGAUCAGAACUGUUUGGGAAAACCCAGUGGGGACACUGUACUUGGCAGGACCUAGAGGUGGGAUUAGUUGGUUCUUUAUCCUCAAGGUCACUCUUGUUUUGGGGGAUUUUGUUUAUUUGUUUAUUUUUGGUCUGGGAAUCCCAAAUAGAAAACCUGAUCCUUUAAGGCUCUGAAGGAAAAACAGCUGCCUUAGCUGACGUCCCUCUAUCAGCAGUGGCCCAACAAGGAGGACGGGAGUCUGCGGCCAAUAUUUACAUGGGUCGCCUUCUUUGGGAUGGUCACCGAGGCCCCAUGACCUUUGAAUUCCCUACUCUCCAGAAUCCCGGGGCUCCAAUGGGGACUGUGGAAGUACAGAGACCAGCUGUUUUACAACCAGUCACGUUCUCUAUUGGCAGUGACUGAUUCAUGGGGACAGGGCUUUAAAGGGACGGUUUCCAUGCACACGAAAGGUACGAACCUCUCAGGCCUUUAGAAGAACUUUCGUAAUUCACUCGAGCCCAGUCCUGAAGAUUCACAAGCCCGUUUGGAGAACUUCAGGAAGAAUGUGUUGGGCUCCACUGUGCUCACGUCUACUCGCUGCAGCUGGGAUGAGGUCAUGACCUCAGGCUCCCUUGGGGACCCAUCCAAGGGUAGGCCAGCACCUUUACCGUUACACAGAUUGAAGGGACACUGGACUUUUUAGCCAUUUUCUUGAAUCUUCAAUGUUAAUGUUGUGUUUACAUUGAUGAGAACAAGAGUCAGGGCCCUCCUCUCUGCUGGGCUGUUUGUAUCAAGUUGCAGUGUGACCAGCAAACGCUGCUGCAUCAAUAAACGAAAGUACAGACUCUU
Molecule: messenger RNA, 4480 nt
Organism: Mesoplodon densirostris (Blainville's beaked whale)
Lineage: Eukaryota; Metazoa; Chordata; Mammalia; Artiodactyla; Ziphiidae
Gene: LARGE1
Product: LARGE xylosyl- and glucuronyltransferase 1
Biological process (GO): protein O-linked glycosylation via mannose
Molecular function (GO): glucuronosyltransferase activity; xylosyltransferase activity
Source: RefSeq, a predicted model, not a curated record